This is a messenger RNA of Paralichthys olivaceus (Japanese flounder), 4975 nucleotides long. Lineage: Eukaryota; Metazoa; Chordata; Actinopteri; Pleuronectiformes; Paralichthyidae. The record is from RefSeq and is a predicted model, not a curated record.
AUGAAGAAGUUUUUGCAAAACAAAAAAGGCAGAUACUCUUUUCGGCAGAACAAACGAGGCUCUCGGUAUCCAUCUAAAGAUUUCUUACUCAGCAUGCCGACGUCCAAUCAGGGCUGGCCUGAGGAUUUCGGCUUCCAGCUCGGUGGGAAUGGACCCAGCUACAUCCUGUCCGUGGAGGAAGGCAGCAGUGCCCACCUGGCCGGGUUGCAAGCGGGGGACCAGGUCCUGGAGAUCGAGGGCCACAAUGUAUCGACAUUGGGUCCGCAGGCCGUCGUGGCCAUCGCCCAGACUCAGAAGAACAUCCCUCCCAGUAUCGGAGUGGUGUCCCGUAUACAGCAGAUGGACAUCAUACCAGGUCCUGAUGGUCGCUUUGGGUUCACCAUCGUUGGAGACUGCCCCCUGCUCGUGGAGGACUGCUCACCUUGCUCGCCGGCCGGCCGCGCAGGUCUGAGGGCCGGGGAUUAUGUCAUGGAGGUCAACGGGAUCCCCGUCAGGCAGCAUGAGACGGCCGCAGCGCUGAUCAAGGCCUCCCAGGGAAGGACGCUCCGUCUGGGGGUGCUGUGCCUCGGCAUGAGGCAGAAACACAGCAUCAGCAUAGAGGACAGUCAGAUGGGAGGAGACGGGGCGAGGCUGGACCGUAAACAUAAAGCCCUGGAGUUCAACAGGAAGGUGGACCAGAUUCUCGGUGAUGAACCUGAAGUGAAAGAGAAACUCUUCAGUGUGCUGAAGCAGUACGCAGCAGAGAAGAGAGUGGAGUGGUUGGCCUCUGCUCUGCCAGAGAUACUCACCACUGACGAACAUCGACAGCUCAUCUCCAGCAUCAGAAUCUUCAUUCCGAAGAAACACCGGCAACGCUUUGACGAGGCCGUCUCCCAGAACGUGAUCAACCGGCUCUGCCGCAGCAAGAGCAUCAGCGAGCCGCACGGCAGAGUCCGACGCAGCCGGAGCGAGGAUCACUCCGAGCGCCACCACGGGUCCAAACGGGCCAGCUCAGUGCCCAGGGAUGGAGGGGAACCCGGAGGAAGAGGUGACACAGAGAGAGACAGAGGUAUGAGGAAGUCUUCCUCUGGGAUUCCAGCACAUCCUCCAAUCGGACCCAAUCAGAGGAUCGUUCGUGUCUACAGGGGGAAAAAGAACUUUGGCUUCACGCUGCGAGGUCACGCUCCCGUCUGCCUCGACUCUGUCAUCCCAGACAGUCCUGCUGAGGAAUGUGGACUGAAAACAGGCGACCGCAUUCUCUUCCUCAAUGGACUGGACAUGAGGAACUGUUCCCAUGAGAAGGUGGUGUCCAUGCUGCAGGGCAGUGGGGCGAUGCCCACUCUGGUGGUGGAGGAGGGACCGUCGGACUUCUCUUCAGACCAAAUCGACCCAGAGGACUCUCCUAGCCUGGCCCCAACCACAUUGCCACGCUCUAGGUCUCCAGCCCUCAGCUCCUUGCAAUGGGUGGCAGAGAUCCUUCCACCGAGCAUCAAAGUCCACGGGCGAACCUUCAGCCAGCAGCUGGAGCACCUGCUGACCAUCCAGGAGAGAUACACCGUCUGCAAGGCCCUGGAGACUUUCUUCCAGCACAGGAACGUGGAUACACUCAUAGUAGACGUGUUCCCGGUGCUGGACACUCCAGCCAAACAGCUGAUCUGGCAGUUCAUCUACCAGCUUCUGACCUAUGACGAGCAGGAGCGCUGUCAGAGCAAACUGUCACGCUUCCUGGGUUUCAAGAGCAUGUUAGAGCCCGACUCUGGUCCGGAGCACCACCGGCGGAGCAGCUCCAUGCGGGUGACAGGGACGUCGUAUCGCGGCAUCGUCCGAGAGAGGAGCUCCGACGACUGCAUCAUCGGGACUCACCUGGGAAUGGGAAUUCAUGUCGAUGAAUCCGGGAGCCCGGAGGAGAGGCAGUCAGGAGAUGGAACCUCCUUCCCAGAGUCCCCUGACCUCAAUCAUAUGACAGGUGUGUACACGGAGCUGGAGAACGUGUACGCAGGGAAGAGUGUGUCUCCGCUGCAUGGGGGCUCCUCAGCAGAGCCUGAGAGGCCGGGACAGACUGAGGCCUACGGGCGCUCUCUCUCCCCCCUCACACUCCCCCCUCUCACAGGUAACCGUAAGUCCGGCCUGUCGCUGUCGUGGAAGGAGCCUCUCCCCACUCCUGUGUAUGAGAUUCAACACCAGAGCAGCGUGGACUCCAACCCCUACGUCAGCCUGGAGAGCCCCCCCGCCUCCCCGCACCCCUCGGACAGCGGCCCCAACACACUGACCCGCCGCAAGAAGCUGUUCACCUUCUCCCGCCCGCCCCGCAGCCGGGACACUGACAAGUUCUUGGACGCCCUGAGCGAGCAGCUCGGGCACCGGAUCACUUUGGUGGACGACUUCGUACCCGGCGAGAACGACUACGAGGAGAUGAGUUUCCAGGACGACCAGGACCUGGGCUUCAUGCCGCAGCAGCCCAGCAGCGGCAGCAGUGAGGACCACAGCAGCAGCGAUGAGGCCUCCUCUCCCUCCUACUCCUCCGAAUCCGAACUGAUCCCACCUCCUCCCACCCAGAGCCCUCCACCUCCACCGCCCUUCCAGGCCCUGAUACCCCCUCCCGUCCAGUUUACUGACCCCCUCCCACCCAUCCGCUUCUCUCCCGAGCACACCCCCCGCAGCCGCAUGCCCUUCCAGCCGCACCACCCCAUCAUCCCCCCGCCUCCCCCGCCUCCGAGGACCCUCCUGUCCAGCCGCUCCCCUCGACACAAAGUGCUGCCCACCAGAGAAGACUUGGAGAAAAGUCACCAGCGCUUCCAGGCCACCUCUAGCCGUCUCACGCACAGCCACACCACCGUGGGCUCCACCACCCUGCGCUCCUCGCAGCCGUCCCGCCCCUGCUACCUCCCGCGCCAGCUCAGCCAGCCCCAGCCCCUUCGCCAGACGUCCCCCCAGCCCUCCCCUCAGCUGCUGAGGCCGAGCCAGCUCGUCCUGCAGAGGCACCACCAGCUCCACCACCAACACAGUUACCAGGGCCCACUGCCACCAUCUCUCCAGGAAGACAGCCCCUCACAGUGUAUGAGCCAAGGCCCAGCAGCCUCAGCGCUUCUCUCCCAGCCUCCAGCGUCUCACUCCAGCCUCCCCACUCACAAAAAGAUUUAUGAAAGUCGACAGGAACACCAGUCACAGCAGGUAACUGGUCUUUACAGUGGGCUGUCAGCUCCACCGCCGCCGCCUCCGCCCCUGCCCCCACCCUGUGACCCGCCCCCGCUGCCCAAGUCAAGCCGACAUGCCUCGGAUGCAAACCACAUGAGCGUGAAGAGGCUGCGCUGGGAGCAGGUGGAGAACUCGGAGGGAACCAUUUGGGGUCAGCUCGGCGAGGACUCAGACUAUGACAAGCUCACUGACAUGGUGAAGUACUUGGACCUUGAUCUGCACUUUGGGACUCAGCGCAGAUCCAUCUCUCCUCCAGAGCCAGCCUUCCUUCCUGAGAACUUUAAAAAGAAAGACGUGGUGGAGAUUCUGUCUCAUAAGAAAGCCUACAACGCCUCCAUCCUCAUCGCCCAUUUGAAGCUCUCCCCCGCCGAGCUGCGUCAGGUGUUGAUGAACAUGACCACCAACAGGCUGGAGCCGGCCCACAUCAAGCAGCUGCUGCUCUACGCCCCCGACGACGAAGAGGUGAAGCAGUACGAGCAGUUCGAGCAGGACCCGGCCAAACUGAGCGAGCCCGACCAGUUCAUAUUCCAGAUGCUGAUGGUGCCCGAGUACAAGACUCGCCUGCGGAGCCUCCACUUCAAGACGACGCUGCAGGAGAGGACGGAGGAGAUGAAGGUCGCGUACGAUUACAUUUACAAGGCUUCGGUGGAGCUGAGGAGCAGCAAGAAACUGGCCAAAAUCCUGGAGUUUGUUCUCGCCAUGGGGAACUACCUGAACAACGGGCAGCCGAAGAGCAACAGAACGACUAGUUUUAAGAUCAACUUCCUGACCGAGCUAAGCACGACCAAAACAGUGGAUGGAAAAUCCACCUUUCUCCACAUUCUGGCCAAGUCCCUGUGCCAACACUUCCCCGAGCUGCUCAACUUUUCCAGAGACCUCACAACCGUGCCUCUGGCAGCCAAGGUGAACCAGAGGACCGUCACCACGGAGCUGAGUGACCUUCACACCACCAUCCAGGACAUCAGGACGGCCUGUCUGAAGAUCCCGCCCACCUCUGAGGACCACUUUGCCUCUGUCAUGAGCAGUUUCCUGGAGAACAGCCACCCUGCAAUCCAGUCUCUGGAGUCUCUGCAGACACGAGCGAUGGAGGAGUUCUCCAGGGUGGCCUCCUACUUCGGGGAGGACAGCAAGUCCAGCAGCACGGAGGCCUUCUUCGCCAUCUUUGCAGAGUUCAUCUCCAAGUUUGAGAGGGCGCUCAGUGAGACCCAGUCUCCAGAAAACCCCAGAAGCCCCAGACUGUCUUCCCCUCUGGCCUGGUAGAAGCUCGAAGGACGCUCGGCUCCAUUUUCACUCUGCUCUCCACAACCAAAGUGCCAAGAUCACACACACACACAGAGACACUCAAACCAACGGGAACAGAGACCACAUCAUCUACGGCCAAUCUUUCGAAUAAUAGAGAUCGAGUGCCCCGUGUGCAGCCGUGCUGUUAUUUCAGGUGCUGGGUAGAGCAGGAACAUUCAGGAACUCAGCGCUCCCAUCUUUACAUUCUAAUACUCAUCAGAUGUUAGAGAACAGAGAAACGUCCGUGUACAUUUCAUCCCUUCACUUCAUCUUGAAGCUGCUUUAAAAUCAAAUGUAAGUAAUGAAAACGUUUAAUCGCUGUGUUUAUUCUAUGAUGAUAUAAAGUUUAUAUUUUCUAUCAGGUCCUGUUUGAAAAUUGUAAAAACAGAUGAAGCGUUCAGGCGACUGAAACAGUUCUCCGGACUCAAGAUGAUUCAGAAGUGUGUUAUUAUAUUAUUAUGUAGAGAGUCUCACAGGCAAACAGACAGCGGUGCGUUCACUGCCUCCCAUACUGCAGGAU